GCGGUGAGGUCGCCUCCUAGCGGCCACAGCAAGGAGUCCGCAAGCAGCAGCCCUCGGCUGACCCUCGGGUCGCCGGGGUCAUGGGCACCUCUGAGACCGCACCGCCGCCGUUCGCGCGCGUCGCCCCCGGGCUCUUCAUCGGGAACGCGCGAGCCGCGAGCGCGACGGAGCUGCUGGUGCGCGCGGGCAUCACUCUGUGCGUCAACGUCUCCCGCCAGCAGCCCGGUCCGCGCGCGCCCGGAGUGGCCGAGCUGCGCGUGCCCGUGUUCGACGACCCAGCGGAAGACCUGCUGACGCACCUGGAGCCCACCUGUGCCGCCAUGGAGGCCGCGGUGCGCGACGGCGGCGCCUGCCUCGUGUACUGCAAGAACGGCCGCAGCCGCUCGGCCGCCGUCUGCACGGCCUAUCUCAUGCGCCACCGCGGCCACAGCCUGGAGCGCGCCUUCCAGAUGGUGAAGAGCGCUCGCCCGGUAGCCGAGCCCAAUAUGGGUUUCUGGGCUCAGCUGCAGAAGUUUGAACAGAACCUCCAGGCCCAGGCCCUCCUGCCCCGGGAACCCGCUGAUCCCGAGUAAGACGCUCCCUUCAGCGGCUGGGUGGCCAGGUGUCUUCACUGCAAGGCGUUCCUUCCCUCUUUUCAAUAGGCAGUGGCCUCGGGUUUUGCCCCCUCUUGGUGGCAGUCCAGGAGUGUCUACUGAAGAGGGGGGCUUCAUUUAUUCAUCAGGUUUGGGUCAAAUACAAACCAGCGAAGUUUUAGGUAGAGAACUCGCGUUAGGGAUCGAUGAGUCUGGGGCGCCUACGAGAGUUGAUAGGGAGUGACAGAUCAGAGUCCUAGCUUGCUGCCUCCUCCCAGGGAAUGCCUGGCCUUGCAGGCAGAACUUCUUCUUGCCCCCUGGACUUCUUUCUUGUCCCUUCUUAGGCAGGGGCUUAGAGUCUCCCAGCAGGAGGUCCGGGGCCCACCAUCUUUAAUCUUACAGCUGCUGUGCGGUGGGAGGAGGGCAUCUGCCCACCUCCCCACCGCCUUACUUAACCUGUAUCAAUGCCUAGCAUUGUCAAGCUGCCAUUAUACGCUGUGAACCAUCCUCGCCGACUGGCAGGCAGGCCCGUCAGUUGUCACCUUGCGUUGCUUGCUCGUCUAGUUCAGACACAGCCUCUUAGACACUGUUUCCAGGGCUUAAGAGCCCUGGAAACUUAGUUACGAUUUAAAGAAGUAGUGAGGGAAGAGCAAAGAAAAACCUGGGCUAGGUGUGUGAAUUACAGAUGUGUGGCCACUGGUAAAUUUGCCAACAAAUAUGAAUCCCUGAAUAAAAUCCCAGAGUUGAUA
Arvicola amphibius (Eurasian water vole) is the source of this 1321-nucleotide messenger RNA. RefSeq names its product dual specificity phosphatase 28 (gene Dusp28). Gene Ontology annotation, cellular component: cytoplasm. NCBI's taxonomy places the organism in Eukaryota, Metazoa, Chordata, Mammalia, Rodentia, Cricetidae. The coding region runs from base 81 to 572 and encodes 163 amino acids. Gene Ontology annotation, molecular function: protein tyrosine/serine/threonine phosphatase activity. The transcript has 2 exons. Gene Ontology annotation, biological process: protein dephosphorylation. The record is from RefSeq and is a predicted model, not a curated record.